Ceratotherium simum simum (southern white rhinoceros) is the source of this 1146-nucleotide messenger RNA. Lineage: Eukaryota; Metazoa; Chordata; Mammalia; Perissodactyla; Rhinocerotidae. The record is from RefSeq and is a predicted model, not a curated record.
GCCUGAAUGUUACCUCCUCCCACCUCUUUUCAGGAUCACCCGGACCCGGGCAUCCAGUUCCACGGGGCUCAGGAAGGCGUCGUCUCUCCACCAUCUCUUAUGAGUCUUCCCAGAGCUGUGAUGAAGUUGGGCGAUGUUCAGUCCGCAGGUGAAACGGCGGGCCAAACUCAGCCCAGCUUCCCUACCGUGCGGCACUUCACAAUUGAUGACUUUGAAAUUGGGCGUCCCCUGGGCAAGGGAAAAUUUGGGAAUGUGUACCUGGCUCGGCUCAAGGAAAGCCAUUUCAUCGUGGCCCUGAAAGUGCUCUUUAAGUCCCAGAUAGAGAAGGAAGGACUGGAACACCAGCUGCGCAGAGAAAUCGAAAUCCAGGCACAUCUACAGCACCCAAAUAUCCUACGCCUGUACAACUACUUCCAUGAUGCACGCCGGGUGUACCUGAUUCUGGAAUAUGCUCCAAGGGGUGAGCUCUACAAGGAGCUGCAAAAGAGCCACACUUUAGAUGAACAGCGUACAGCCACGAUAAUGGAGGAGUUGGCAGAUGCUCUGACCUACUGCCAUGAGAAGAAGGUGAUUCACAGGGAUAUUAAGCCAGAGAACCUGCUGCUGGGGUUCAGAGGUGAGGUGAAGAUUGCAGACUUUGGCUGGUCUGUGCACACCCCCUCUCUGAGGAGAAAGACAAUGUGUGGGACUCUGGACUAUUUGCCCCCAGAAAUGAUUGAGGGGAGAACAUACAAUGAGAAGGUGGAUCUGUGGUGCAUUGGGGUGCUCUGCUACGAGCUGCUGGUGGGCAAUCCGCCCUUUGAGAGCAACUCCCACAAUGAGACCUACAGACGCAUCCUCAAGGUAGACGUAAGGUUUCCCCCAUCAAUACCUUUGGGGGCCAAGGACUUGAUCUCCAAGCUUCUCAGAUACCAGCCCUUGGAGCGGCUGCCCUUGGACCAGAUCAUGGAGCACCCCUGGGUCCGUGCCCACUCUCGAAGGGUGCUGCCUCCAUCUGCUCAGAUGGCUUCCUGAGCCCUGUCUGCCCCUCCUCCUUUGUGUUUGUUCCGGGAGUACUCUUGGCUCUGCUAUCUCACCUGUCGUUUGUUUCUUCUCUUUUAAGAUGCAAGAUGUUAAUUAAUAAAAGCUGAAUCAUUUUGUACCAGG